Messenger RNA from Peronospora matthiolae, 1431 nucleotides. NCBI's taxonomy places the organism in Eukaryota, Oomycota, Peronosporomycetes, Peronosporales, Peronosporaceae. The record is from the annotation of a GenBank genome assembly.
AUGGCGUCGUCUCCGGAGACUCCUUCCGGCAGCAGCAGCAGCAGCAGUGAAGACGAGUUUGACCUGGGAGGGUCCUCACUGAAGUCCAGUGGCAAGAAUCUGACGAGCAGCGGGUCGUUGGACUCGGAUCAGCGCGUUAGCAAUGACAGAAAGGAGGAAAAGGAGGCGGACUAUGACACUACAGAGGGAAAUGACAGGAAAGAGGUGGCGUCUGGUGCUAAAAAAGAGGCGGUGUUGAGCGAAAAGGACAAGGAAAUGGAGGACUUGUUUGGCUCGGAUUAUGACUCGGGAGAGGAGGAGUUUAAAGCUUCAGGUGUGAAGGAAUCGCCCGCUCGGGACGGAGGACGUCAUAAUGACGACCUUUCUCGGGACGAUGCAGGGGACCGCAGCACUUCAGGUGGAGGGGAUGGCGAUAGCGGCUACUCGGACAACAUUUGGCUGCCCAAGACUCCGAAGGCUUCGAAGACUGCGAAGUACUUUAUCAGUAAGAUGCCCAACAUCUUGCGUCUCGUGCCGGAGCCUUAUACGAAGGAGGCUAUUCGUAUUGACAUGGAAAACCCCUCGGAUGAGAUGUUGUAUCGUAACUACGUGCGCUGGCGGUACAAGCGCGACCCGAAAACAGGUCGCGUACUGCUGGAUGAGACGACGAAGCUUCCGCUACGGGAAUCGAACGCCAAGCUAGUGCAGUGGGAGGACGGCACGUUCUCUAUGUUUGUGGGCAAAGAAGCAUUGACGUUGUCUCGUCAGAAACUCGCCAACUCGUUUUUGUUUGUAAACGAGAUGGCGAGUGAUAGUCCGCACUUCCAGGAUAAUGACGAUGUGGUGCCAGGACAGGAGAGUGUGUUGGAGUGUCACGCACGACUCAAUGAGAAGUUUACCAUUCGUCCAAUGACCACUGCCAGUAAGUCGCACCAGAGUCUCACCAUGUCUAUGCGCGCCAAGCAUAACAAGAGUGUGCAGAAAAUGAAGGAGUAUAUCUCCGAGUUGGACGGUGAGCGCGAGCAGGAACAGCGUGUCAAGAUCACGGACGAGAAGCUCAGACUACAAAAUCGCAAGAAGGCACGUCAGGGGUACGAGUUCGACCGUGAACGGUCUUCACGCAUGGAUGUGCAGUUUCUGGAGGAAGGCUACGAUGCAAUGGACUAUGAUGAUGAUGAGCACGUGGGUGCUAUCAAGGAACAAUUCGGGAAGCGAAAGAGUCCGGCUGCUCAGCGAAAGAGCGGCGCUCGUCGUCCAGUGCCUGGUGGUGGCUUCGAUGAGUACCGCAGCAGCCAGCGCCAGCGUGAACGUGAGCGUGAACGUGACGCUGAUCGAUCAGAGAGUGACAAUGAUGCUGGAAUGGACGAGGGCGAAGAUGACGACGAGGAAGAAGAAAUGGUUAUCCACAGUCACAAGAAGCGACGCACGGUGGAUGAAGAAGACUCGGAGUAA